GCGUCAGGGAAAUUCGCGGUUAAGAUGUCUGGACCGUGGAGUUAUCAAGUUACAAGCAAGUCAGGUGAGCAUUUUCAUGUCGUUCUGGACGAGUGUACGUGUACGUGUCUUAGGUACACAAAGUUGAGAAUCUCAUGUGAACACGGUCUAGCAGCUGCAAUCGAGUUUGGAAUAGAUCCGAAGGUUGUUGUAGGAUGGUGGUAUGACCUUCAAACGUUUUCCGAUUCUUUUCAAGAACCGAUUCUACCUAUCGCGGAUCCGAAGGAUGUUGUCAUCCCACAACAUAUAUCGGAUUUGAUACUAAUUCCUCUAUACAGUAGACGACCACCAGGAAGACCAACAACCAAAAGGAUUCCAUCUAGAGGUGAAAACCGGAAAAAGAGACAGAAAAGACUUAUUCCAAAUCAGUGCACACGAUGUAGACAAGCAGGUCAUAACAAGAAGACUUGUAAAAAUCCUAUUUAGUUCUCCUCAUAAGCUUUAUGUCUCCGCGAAGACAGUGUACGUUUAUGUGUGGACAGUGUGUACCAAAGUGUUGUGACGGUGUACGUACGUUUAAUGUUUGCCAUCGAAUAACUAUGUACAUUUUCUGAGUGUACGUUUUUGUUAGUGUACGUGUUUGUUGUGUCUGUGUACGUAUAAUCUUCAUGCAAUAAACGGUUACAAACGGUUACACACA
Molecule: messenger RNA, 679 nt
Organism: Arabidopsis lyrata subsp. lyrata
Lineage: Eukaryota; Viridiplantae; Streptophyta; Magnoliopsida; Brassicales; Brassicaceae
Exons: 2
Coding region: 25-465 (146 amino acids)
Molecular function (GO): zinc ion binding
Source: RefSeq, a predicted model, not a curated record